Messenger RNA from Saccoglossus kowalevskii, 1517 nucleotides. RefSeq lists its product as uncharacterized. The record is from RefSeq and is a predicted model, not a curated record. Lineage: Eukaryota; Metazoa; Hemichordata; Enteropneusta; Harrimaniidae.
GUGUUCUUGGUUGGUUGUUGGCUGAAUGAAAACACAAACAGAUAUUACAAGGAAUUCCACACGACGGAGAGAAACUGGACACUCGAGAAAUGAUUUACAGUGAUGCUGACGUGCAUAUGUGUUGGGAAUUGGAAAACCGCUUUGAUUGGUCACUUUUACCCCGGAAAAUAUGUGAGAGCUGUGAAGUGUUAGGACGCCUGCACAGUGCACCCCCUAUCGCAAUCCUGGAAUGUGCACUGGCUAUUCUGUCUUACUGCAUGCAGCCUACUGAUGUACAUAUUCCAAAUUCUUAUUGGACGGAGCCUGUUGUAAUAUGGAGCUUCUUAGGAAUGCCUACUGGAAGCAGUAAGUCAUCGAUAUACAAGUAUCUGUUGAAAUUGACAGCAGCUAUUCAAAAGGAGUUGGAUGUACGUUCUCCAUAUGCGUCAUCAUGGACUUUAAAUGAAGCAGCUUUAGAGAAAAUGAGAGCUGUUUUGUUGUUGGAUCACCAAAAAGCGACAGUGUCUAGCGAGGUUUCUCAAAGUCAAACUCUGAACCAGCCUGGCCCAUACAGUGGUGCGCAAGUGUCCAGCUUUGAUCUUGAGAUGAUAUGCUUACCUCUGGUGGGUUUCAGUGAGCCACUCACAAAUAAGGCAUUGAUAAAAGACGUGAGAAGUCACACCUUAUAUCUGGCUCCAGUAUACGGUGACUAUGAUAGCUUGAAAAUACAGCCAGGUGAAGAUUUGAUAUCAGACUUCAUGCUCAAAACGUUAGCAAUAGUUGGUGCUAAUUUGUGGAUAGAACGACAGAACGAUGAUGAUGAAGCUCUGAGUCAAUCAAAUGCUGUGAGGGAUAAGUUACUGAAAGGGGAUGAUAGCUAUCUGUUAUUUGAAACAGAAACUGCAAACAAAUCACAAAGCAAUAAAAGAAGGAGCAUACCCAUAGAAUAUACCAUUGAUGAAGAAAGUGGAAUGUUCAAAAACAUAUUCAACUACUUCCAACAUGAGUUGAAGUAUUUUUCACACAGGGAUAGUCUUCUUUCUUCUCUACUCACAAAAGCCAAAGGUCAAGUUUUACGAUUGGCUGCACCAAUUCAUAUUCUAGUCGAUGCGGCAUCAUCUGUUGUUAAUGAAGAUUACAUACCAACAAAUGUCAUAUCUGAAAGAUCCAUUGCUGUGGCCCAUGCUCUGGUGAAAUUAAGCAUUGCCCAGACUGCCUUCCUCAGUGGUAGGAAAAUAAACUGUGACUCCUUAGAGCUCAUUAAGGAUACUAUUGAGCUUGAGGAGAGUGUUACCAUAGAGACACCAAAAAGUACAACCAAAAAUCCAUUUAAAAGCGAGAUUGUGAUUCUAACAUCACCAGGCAGAAUCGUCAGUGGCAGUCAGUUACUUGAGAAGAAAAGAUUUGUUGGUAGAGAUGGACUCAAACCGAAGGAGAUUUUGACAGCAUGUGUUUACUCACUGGAGGAUGAUGGUCUAGGCACUGUGGAGAAUAUUCGCAGCGGCAAUGGGAAAACGGCAAGUUUGUUUGGUUAUUAA